AUGAACAACAUCGAGUUCUUUGGACGUAUAGCAUCAACCGCCGUCAAGCGUCAGGUGGCUGCGGACGGAGACACGGACAGCAGCGAAAGCAAACGGGCUCGCAUUGAAGAUAGGCAUGGCAUCCAAAACUGGAAUGGUUGGCACUUGAACGGUACUACUAGUUAUGGAGAAUCGACAAUAUUGGAUGAUGCACCUUUUGAGGGGAAUACACCCACUUUGAUUCCAGAUCACCUAUCUGUGACAUCUGGUCUUCUCGCUGGUUCAGAGAUGGCAAUGCUACAUUCUGGUCAGCCUCAGACAGUGGAAUCAAGUGCUGGUUCAAUACAACCAGUAACCUCCGAUCUCAUUCUGGCUUCCGAAUGGCAAGGCCUGGACAGUCGAGACCUUGGCAAUACCUGGAAUAUGUCGUUUCCCACAUUGUGGGGUCUUGGGAGACUCUACGACAGCGAAGUUACAUCAGUCGACAUCUCAGGAGACAACACGCAGUCAAGGGCGCAGCUAGACGGUCUCGAACAAGUAUCCGACUUCACAUCAGCAACGCCAGUUCCAUAUCCCCUGUCCCGCAUGGAUCUGGACCAGUCAGCCAUCCUUGACUCCUCUACUGAAUUUCUGGAUGGUAAAAGCUCAGUUACGAUGACAACCGCAUGCACCACCCCCGGACUUGAGAGCCCUCGGCUGCCACAACACAAUAUAGACUAUGAUGGAAGCCAUUCAAUCAUACAGGAAAACAACACAUCUGUUGAACAUUGUCUUGAUAAAGACGACAAUGACCUGAACGUGCAUGGACCGGAAACCGCGCAAUGCGAUACGUGCUUUGGGGAGGUAGGUGCCGCGCGUCACCCAGCUGUCAUACAUGCUAAUGCUUGGAAGAUCGUCGGCACAGCAGCCUCCACCUUCAAGGGGGAAGGUGGUAAAAAGUCGGCUGGAGUAAACAUAAAGCCUUUUGGGAAUGUGCUCAAACUGUCGUUCAGGGAUUCGGGCAAAUAUGCCGGUAUAGUCUCUAUGGCCGUACUCGUCACCCUGUUUGAACAGCAUACCAUCAAGCUGGUGGGAACCCUGUUUGCUCCCGACGAUCUCAAAGGUAAGAAUUCUGGGCCUGGUGUGGUCGUUCGUAUGAUCCUUUAUGGCCGUGGAGACGAAAAGGAGGCUGUUGGUGCUUGUUUGUCGGAGGCUGGCGUAUAUCUGCAGCACCCUAGAAUUACAGAAUAUGACCAUCUGAUGCCAUAUGUCAACCCGCAAUUUCUUAUACGACCGGGGGGCCAAAUGCCAAAGCUUGAGGAUCUGGUACUUUCUGAUGAUGAAGAACAUCCGCAAAGCUCGGAAUCAUUGACUAAGGGCGAAAAAAGCGAAAUUAUGCGAAUAUUCGACUCUGCCAACACAGUCAAUGGCCCCUAUCAAGCCAGAUCUAGUCCUAGGCUCGCGUCCCCUCUCAAGGAACAUCAGAUCGUAGCACUGUCGAUGAUGGUGGAAAGGGAGGCUGGCAGUCUCAAUGAUUUGAAGUUUCCAUCAUUGUGGGAACGGGUCAAAGGCACCAAAGUUCCAAGGUACCGACAUAAAAUUACAGGCAAUGUCGAAGUGGCACCAAGUCCGUUGCACGGUGGGAUCCUUGCCGAUGAGAUGGGCCUAGGGAAAACACUAAGUCUUCUCGCGCUGGUUUGCCGGUCGCUUGAUAGAUUCGAUGAGGAGCAAUUGCCGAGUGGCAGCCCUCGAGCGACCCUAAUCAUUACUCCAAAGUCUAGUAAGGCUUCUAAUCUACCAUAUCUUUACAAUGAGCAGAUAUUGACUGGCAAAGCCAUCCCCGGCUGGGAGGAACAGAUCAAGACCAACGUAAACACUCCCGACCCCUCCUCAGAUGAAUUCCCAACCAGUUCAAGCGUGGCGUCUACUCCAUUGACUCCCUCUGACAUAUGUCUUUGCCCGUCGGCCAAGGUCAAUGCUCUACUGAAGAAUCUGGAGCGGGAGCAGAGAGCCGAUAGAGGCACGCCUCUCCGACCUGUCAAGAGUGUCAUAUUCAGUCAAUGGACUAGGAUGCUUGAUCUGGUGGCCCAGUUCCUUCGACAGCAUGAUUACAAGUACGCACGAAUCGAUGGUCACUCAAGUCUAGCGGACCGUCGCUCUGCAAUCCAGCAAUCCAAGAGGACAAAAUGA
This is a messenger RNA of Aspergillus thermomutatus, 2148 nucleotides long. Its product is annotated as DEAD/DEAH box helicase. The transcript is spliced from 7 exons. Gene Ontology annotation, molecular function: ATP binding; ATP-dependent chromatin remodeler activity. Bases 1 to 2148 code for a protein of 715 amino acids. NCBI's taxonomy places the organism in Eukaryota, Fungi, Ascomycota, Eurotiomycetes, Eurotiales, Aspergillaceae. The record is from RefSeq and is a predicted model, not a curated record.